Protobothrops mucrosquamatus (brown spotted pit viper) is the source of this 2124-nucleotide messenger RNA. RefSeq names its product extracellular calcium-sensing receptor-like. The transcript is spliced from 4 exons. Gene Ontology annotation, biological process: G protein-coupled receptor signaling pathway. The coding region runs from base 1 to 2124 and encodes 707 amino acids. Lineage: Eukaryota; Metazoa; Chordata; Lepidosauria; Squamata; Viperidae. Gene Ontology annotation, cellular component: membrane. The record is from RefSeq and is a predicted model, not a curated record. Gene Ontology annotation, molecular function: G protein-coupled receptor activity.
AUGAAGGAGAUCAAUGAGGACUUCCAGAUCUUACCUAAUGUCUCUCUUGGGUUCCACAUCUAUGAGAGUUACUACAGCCCAAGGAUGACCUAUCGCACCACUCUGGACCUGCUUUUCAAAUCUAAGGGAUUUUUUCCUAACUACAAAUGUGAUAACCAGAAGAAUCUCAUGGCCAUCAUUGGAGGGUUAGAUGCCUCUACCUCUUCCUAUAUGGCAGAAAGUAUAAAUCUCUUCAAGAUUCCACAGUUGACCUAUGGUUCUGUUGCUCAAGAAGAGUUCCAGGCUACUAAGUUAUCUUCACUUUACUGCAUGGUCCCCAAAGAAGAACAUCAAUACAGUGGUGUUAUACAGCUUCUGCUCCAUUUUGGAUGGAGGUGGAUUGGAGUCUUUACCUUUGAUAAGAAUAAGGGAGAACAUUUCUUGCAGAAACUGUAUCCUUUGCUUUCUCAAAAUGGGAUCUGCUUGUCUUUCACACAAAGAGUUCCACAACGAACCCAGUUUGAAGAAAUUUCAGAAUUAGUUGAUGUGAUCUCAACUAUUUCUAAUCAACUGAUAGAUCGGAAGGCCAAUGUUCUUCUUGUCUAUGGUGAAUCAUUCACGAUUCUGUGGCUCAGAACUGUUGUGUUUCUACGUGAUUAUGAAAAUAAAGAGAGUGCAUUAUUUAGAAAGUUUUGGAUCCUGAUGUAUCCAAUUGAUUUCAUACUGACAGGACUUCAAAGGGCUUGGGAUGUCCAGUUGUUCCAUGGGUCUCUUUCCUUUACAGUGCAUUCAAGAGAAGUUCAAGGCUUCAAAGAAUUUAUUCAAGUCAUCAAACCUUCAACCCACAAAGAUGGAUUUCUUCAAGAAGUUUGGGAGCAAUUGUUCGACUGUUCACUUUCAAAUGAAGAAUUACCCUCAAUGCCCAAUGAAACGUGCAGUGGAGAAGAGAAUUUGGAGACUCUGCCUGCUCCUCUGUUUGAGUUGCAGAUGACUGCCCAAAGCUACAGUAUCUACAAUGCUGUUUAUGCAGUGGCACAUUCAUUGCAUGAGGCGGUCAGAUCAAACUCCCAACCCAGAAGAAUUAAAAACUUUGAAUUUUCAAAUCUGCGGCCUUGGCAGGUACUUCCAAUUUCCCUGUGUAAUGAUCAUUGUUCCCCUGGAUACUGGAAGAAAGGGGUUGAAGAAAAAGAAUUCUGUUGCUACGACUGUGUUCCAUGUCCAGAAGGGAAGAUUUCAAAUCAAAAUGAUAUGGAUGACUGUUUUGAAUGUUCAGAAGAUCAUUAUCCAAAUAAAGAAAAGAAAGGAUGUAUCCUAAAAAUGAUGGUCUUUCUAACUUUUGAAGAAAUCUUAGGAAAUUGUUUAGCCUUGACUGCUCUUUGUUGUUUCUUCUUGACAUCUUGGGUACUUGGAACUUUUAUUAAGCACCAGGAUACUCCCAUUGUCAAAGCCAACAACCGGUCCCUCACCUACACCCUCCUUAUCUCUCUUCAACUCUGUUUUCUGUCCUCUUUGUUCUUCCUCAGCCAACCUAGCAAGGUGACCUGCCUUCUCCGACAACCAACUUUUGGCAUCACCUUCUCAGUAGCCAUUUCUAGUGUUCUGGCCAAAACCAUCACUGUAGUUGUUGCUUUCAUGGCCUCUAAACCAGGAUCUCAGAUGAGGAAAUGGGUGGGGAAAAGAUUGCCUUUUUGUACUGUCCUUUCCUGUUCUCUCUUACAAGUGUAUAUUUGUAUUCUUUGGUUGUCAACAUAUCCACCAUUCUCUGAGUUGGACAUGCAUUCAGAGCUCCAAGAAAUGAUUUUACAGUGCAAUGAGGGGUCAGCUUUCUUUUUCUAUUGUGUCUUGGGCUACAUGGGUGUCUUGGCCAUCGCCAGCUUUGUUGUGGCUUUUCUUGCCCGUAAAUUACCUGACAGUUUUAAUGAAGCCAAGUUCAUCACCUUCAGCAUGUUGGCCUUCUGCAGUGUGUGGAUCUCCUUCUUUCCAGCCUAUCUGAGCACAAAAGGAAAAGUCACGGUAGCUGUGGAGGUCUUCUCCAUCUUGUCCUCCGGGGCUGCAUUACUGGGAUGCAUAUUCUUGCCAAAAUGUUACAUCAUUGUUUUCAGACCUGGGCUAAACCAGAGAAAGCAGCUAAUAAAGAGGACUUAG